UUGCACUUAAAAAAUAAAUUUAAAUAUAGAAAUUUUAAUUUCAUAUUAGCAUAAAUUUAGAAAUCAAAAUAUUGGAAAAUCUAAAAUAUGCUAGUGACCAAAUUAUUGAGAGGUUCUACAAUUUUGGGGUUAAAUAAGUUAAUUCGUAAAACUAGCAAUUAUAAGCGUUCAUUAGUGGUAACAAAUCCAAGUGAUAACAGUCUAAGGGAUAUUAUAACUGAUUUUGCUAAAAAAAAUUCUAAAACGAAGAGUGAUUUUGGAGAACUUCGUAAAGAGUUGCUUUUGAAUAAAAAAAGUUUAACAGAAAUAAAUGUUGAUUAUUUUAUAAUAAGCGUGCUAAGCUCAACAAAUGAUCUACACCUUGUGGAAAAUUAUAUUGAAUAUUUAAAAAACAAUGAUUUGGAAGUUAAAACGCCAGUUUUAGGAUGUUUGUUAAAGCUUUACAAUAAUUAUUAUGAAUGUGGCAAGCUUACAGCAGACAAGCAUGUAAACAUUUUAAAUAUAUAUAAAGAAAUAUUGGAAAAAUAUGAUAAUCUUGAUGCUUCAACAUGCGAAAAUUUGAUUUUUGGUUUAGUAUGCACAUCUGAUUGGAAAAAAUCAUUAGAACUCUUACAGAUUACCAAAUUAUCUGCUAAACCAAGUAAUAAUGUUUACAGUUUAAUAAUAUCAAAAGCAUUCGAAAAUGCCACGGAUAACGAAUUAGGUUGGACAUUACUCCAUGAAAUGGUUAAUGAAUACAAAAAACAACCAAAUUGUAAAAUAUUUAUAUCUAUUUUAAAAUCAAUACAAAAUGAAGCUGAUUAUACGAAACAAAUAGAAACCCUAAAUCGUUUAUUAAGUUUUAUAGGUGAACAUGAUAUCGUUAUUAGUAAGUUAGUUACCAAUGAAUUGACGAAAACUUUAGAUAGUAUGAAUUUAAAAAAUUCUCAAACCCAAAUUUCUUUUAAUGGGAAAUGUGAAAAUUGUAAUUUAUUCCUUGAAAGAGUCUUUAUAAGUAAUGAUGAAUUUAAAUUGAUGAGAAAUACGUUCUUAGAUCGUGCAAUAAUACAUAAAGAUGUUUUUCUUAAAACAAAUCCUAAAGAAUUGGAAAAUUUUUUGAAAUACAUUGAUAAGCAUGCACCUUUUCAUUGUGUAGUUGAUGGUCUUAAUGUAGCUUAUUCAAUUAAUGGAAAAUUGUCACCUGUUGCAGUGUGUUCUGUUGUUAAGUACUUUAAAGAUUUAAAUAUGAACAUUUUAUUAAUUGGACGAAAGCACAUGACACGAUGGCCUAAUGAACAUUUUGGUUAUAUAAAAAAAAAUUGCAAAAUGUUUUUGACGGAUAAUUUAUCACAAGAUGACCCGUUUUUAUUAUAUGCUGCAUUGAAAAGUGGUCCUUCUACUCACAUUUUUUCUAAAGAUUUAAUGAGGUCACAUUCUUAUUUAUUGGGUGACAAUUUAAAAUUAAUAUUUAAGAGAUGGCUUCAGGAGCAUUUAUAUUCAUUGAUAAAAGUAAAAAAGAAUGGUAAAAUAUUAGUUAAAGAACCAUGUAAGUUUAAUAUAAAUGCACAUAAAGUUGAAGAAACGUGGCAUUUGCCCUUCACAGAAAAUUAUCAGGCAAAUCCAAAAGAUUCAUAUGAAGUCCCCCAAAAUUGGUUAUGCAUUAAAUUACCGAAUUUAAAUAAAUGAUUGUAAAAAGCAUAGAUUGAUUAAAUUUUUUUUUUUUUUAAAAAAUUUGGUUUUAUUGUAAAAAGAGAAUGUUAAUUUUUUGUUUUACACAGUUUUAUCUAAUUUAAAUGACUGACUUUCGGUGUAGUCUAUUCAGUAUAGUGGGAAGGUCCAGAACAUUACAUAUAUCGAAAAAAAAAAACAAAUUAAUACAUCCUUGAAAGAGGGGGAAGGGGGAUUGAACCCUGUAUGAAGUGCAAUGAAAGCUACAAAAUUGAAUAUUUUGGUCUUAAUUUAAAUAAUCUUAAAUAAGUUUGCUUUUUUUAUUACAUGUAAUUAUUUACAAAUUGUUUUAAAAUUAAAGAGAAAAACAUGAAAAGUGGGAUUUUGCAAUUAUUGUACUUGAGUCCUAAAUUAAAAUUUACUUUUAUUUGAUGUACUUAUUUUAAUCCUAAAGAUUCAAUAAAAUUAUUUACAUUUGAGUUU
Messenger RNA from Condylostylus longicornis, 2130 nucleotides. It is a transcript of the gene mldr, whose product is annotated as mitochondrial ribonuclease P catalytic subunit. NCBI's taxonomy places the organism in Eukaryota, Metazoa, Arthropoda, Insecta, Diptera, Dolichopodidae. Gene Ontology annotation, biological process: tRNA 5'-leader removal; mitochondrial tRNA 5'-end processing. The transcript is spliced from 3 exons. Gene Ontology annotation, molecular function: protein binding; ribonuclease P activity. Gene Ontology annotation, cellular component: mitochondrial ribonuclease P complex; mitochondrion. The coding region runs from base 88 to 1665 and encodes 525 amino acids. The record is from RefSeq and is a predicted model, not a curated record.